Momordica charantia (bitter melon) is the source of this 1638-nucleotide messenger RNA. NCBI's taxonomy places the organism in Eukaryota, Viridiplantae, Streptophyta, Magnoliopsida, Cucurbitales, Cucurbitaceae. The record is from RefSeq and is a predicted model, not a curated record.
UCCUUCCAUCUUCUAACCUAACUCCAAUUGUUUUUUCACCAAAUUUUCAUUAAACCAUCUCAAAAUCCACACAGAAACUUCUCACUUUCUCUUCUAUUCUUCUAAAUUCAGCCACAGGUAACUAUUUUGAAAAGCAAAAACUCAAAAAGAUGGAACAAAAUAAAGCAUUUGGUGCAUUGAAAACUUUAGAUUCGACUUGUUGCAGUCCUACUAUUUCGGAAAAUUUCUUGGCGGAAGAAUUAAAAGCUAUUUUCUAGUGCGGAGGGGAAGAGUGGAAAACGAAGAUGGUGUUUGGGCAAGUUGUGAUCGGCCCGCCUGGUUCAGGGAAGACCACCUACUGUAAUGGCAUGUCUCAGUUUUUGAAACUAAUCGGAAGAAAGGUUGCCGUUAUCAACUUGGAUCCUGCUAAUGACUCAUUACCUUAUGAAUGUGCUGUAAACAUUGAGGAUCUAAUCAAGUUAAGUGAUGUGAUGAUGGAACAUUCUCUUGGUCCUAAUGGAGGCUUGGUUUAUUGCAUGGAUUAUCUAGAGAAAAAUAUAGAUUGGUUGCAAGCUAGAUUGGCACCUCUUUUGAAAGAUCACUAUCUCCUAUUUGAUUUUCCUGGACAAGUUGAACUAUUUUCGCUACACUCCAAUGCCAAGAGUGUUAUAAUGAAGCUCAUCAAGAAUUUAAAUCUGAGGUUGACUGCGGUGCAUUUAGUUGAUGCUCAUCUUUGCAGUGACCCUGGGAAGUAUAUUAGUGCGUUGCUGCUCUCUUUAUCAACCAUGUUGCAUCUGGAGCUCCCACACAUUAAUGUCUUAUCUAAGAUUGACUUAAUUGAGAACUAUGGAAGGCUUGCUUUUAAUCUUGACUUCUAUACGGAUGUGCAAGAUUUAUCAUACCUACAAUGUCAUCUUGACCAAGAUCCUCGUUCUGCUAAGUACAGAAAGCUCACUAAGGAGCUUUGUGAGGUAAUUGAAGAUUUUGGUUUAGUCAAUUUUACAACCUUAGAUAUCCAGGAUAAAGAGAGCGUAGGGAAUCUAGUUAAGCUAAUAGACAAGAGCAAUGGGUACAUUUUUGCUGGUAUGGAAGCUAGCGCAGUUGAAUUUAGCAAGAUUGCAGUUGGUGCUACGGACUGGGAUUAUUAUAGAGUCGCAGCAGUGCAAGAGAAAUACAUGAAUGAUGAAAACCUCGAGUUCAACUGACUGAUGGUUAACAUCAAUACAAUUCUACUGAGAAAGUGCAUGUACUGGUGAACCAGUCUCCUCCUCUUUUUAUGCGCACUGCUUGGGCCUAAGUUAUCAAUGGGCAGCCACGGCGAUGCGAUGUCUAGUGUCUUGUCACCUGUGCUGUGCAGUAGCUGAUGUUCUUCUCAACCAUAUUGCCUCAAAAGGACUGACUGGUAAGAUGUUGAAUGAAUGUAAAAAGCAUGUGUUGUGGACUACUAUCUAGAGUAUGACUGUGUUGUGCUCCAUUGAGUCAACUUGAACAACUAUUACCGUCUUAGGCAACUAUCCUUGAUUAUUUCCCCUUUUGCCUUGGGUUUUUUCGAUUCAACAAACUUGCACUUAGAAACAGUAGACUACUGUGUUUCCAUGGUCCUCUAAUACGCCAACCAUAUAGAUUGUUCGAUACACGAGCAACGUGGUGUUCAUUUUC